CGUGUCGAGUCGCGACACUACACGGACACUUUCUUAAAAUUCAACAACAUUUCGUGUCCGAGACAGUCCCUGGUUUUUUUUCUUAAAUUGCCCAUAUAAAUCAAAACUAAUAAUUAUUGUAAUUACAUCAACUUAACGGGAUCUGUAUUUUUAUGAAAAUAUAUUUUUUCCCCUUCUUUAGUUCGUUACGGCCUCGCUUCAUGAUUCUCACCUAGAAAGUAACUCUCAGUUGUCUAUACAUACUUCAAUAGAAUGCAGUAUAUUGCAUUCGGAUGCAAUGGUUUAUAAAACAUAUUUUUAGCAAAAAAAAAAAAAACGCAGAAAAUUUCGCGUAUUUUUAAUAAUUUUUUUUUAUAAAAAAACAAUUAAAUUAAAAUAAAAAUUUUUACUACACAGCAGAGAGAACUUAAAAAAAAGUGACAUCAACUUCAGUUUGUAUAUGAAAUGCCUAUCAAAUUUCUUAUUAAUCUAGAACAGAUUACACAGCAAACUGUACAGUGAAUUAAUUGUAAAAGGAAUAUAUUCAUCAUCAAAAAUGUAGAGAAGAAAAAUUUUUAACAAAAAAUCUUCAAUUAAAUUAUUAUUAUUAACGAUGAACUGGAAGAAAAUUAUAUUUCUAACAAGUGUUUCAUUAAUUCUCCUUUAUUAUUUAAUAUUAUUUUUUCAAUUAAUAAAGGAAAAUUUUUAUUUUCGUACUAAAUUAAAACAUGUGAAUAUAAAUAAUUUAUUUAUCAACGAUUCAUCGACAAAAACAAUUCUUUUUUGGAAUUCAAUGUUUGGUGAUAAAAAUUUUUAUUUUAAUCCCAAAAAUAAUCGUCUUGAUAAUUGUUCUUCAAAUGAAAAAAAAUGUCUAUUCACUAACAAUAGAGAUAUAAUGAAUGAAGAAUUAUUUGAUGCUAUAUUAUUUCAUGGAAUACAUGAUUUAAAUAUUAAUGAUUUACCAAUAAAAAGAUCAUUAUAUCAACAUUAUAUAUUUGUUAGUCUUGAAAGUCCAGCAAAUCGACAAGUACUUGAUUUAUUUCCAUCAAAAUAUUUUAAUUUAACAAUGAGUUAUAAUUUAAAAAGUGACAUAAUUUGGCCAUAUUCGUAUAUUAUAAAUAAAGUGAAUCAAUUAAUCGUUGCACCGAAUUUAAUAGUCAACUGGAAUACAUCGUAUGAAGAAGACAAUAAAGAAGAUGAGAAUAUGAAGAAAACAAUAAAUAAUAAAAUAAAUAUGGCAAUAUGGUUUCGAAGUAAUUGUAAUACAAAAAGUGGACGAGAAAAUUAUGUGGAAGAUUUAGAAAAUUAUAUAAACAUUGAUAAAAUUGGCAAUUGUCUAUUUGGCGAUAAAAAAUGUUCAAGAGAAAAAAAUUGCUUUGCUGAUAUUGUUGAACCAAAUUAUUAUUUCUAUCUUUCCUUUGAGAAUUCUUUAUGUCAAGAUUACGUUACUGAGAAAUUUUUCAAUGCUCUUCAAUAUAAUGUGGUACCAGUGGUUUAUGGUGCAGCAAAUUAUAGUAAUUUUGCACCACCCCAUUCCUAUAUAAAUGCAUUAGAUUUUGAUUCACCAAAAGAAUUGGCAAGCUAUUUAAUAAAUUUAUCAAAAAAUCGUUCAGAGUACGUUAAAUACUUUCGUUGGAAAAAAUAUUAUGCAGUUGAAACAUCAAAUGAUAAAGCAAUUUGUGAUUUGUGUGAUUUACUUCAUAAAACGAAUAAUGAGAAAAUUUAUAAAAAUAUUUUUGCUUGGUAUAGCGACAAUCAAUGUCCGAUACAAAAGAAAUUUAAUUUACAAAAAGAAUCAGGUGGUUUACUUUAUGUGACAAAAAAAAUAUUAAAUUAAUAUUUUAUUUACUGAUUAAUAUGAAUUUUUACUAUUAAAUAUUAUUAUUUUAAUA
This is a messenger RNA of Leptopilina boulardi, 1871 nucleotides long. RefSeq names its product alpha-(1,3)-fucosyltransferase C (gene FucTC). Gene Ontology annotation, cellular component: membrane. The transcript is spliced from 4 exons. The record is from RefSeq and is a predicted model, not a curated record. Lineage: Eukaryota; Metazoa; Arthropoda; Insecta; Hymenoptera; Figitidae. Gene Ontology annotation, molecular function: alpha-(1->3)-fucosyltransferase activity. The coding region runs from base 593 to 1816 and encodes 407 amino acids.